UUAUGUCAAAUAUCGAAUUCUCAAAUAGUUUUCUGGCGCGGCCGGCGUAUUAUUAUUGUUGAUGCAAAAUGUGUACUUUUGCUUAUGUUGCAUUUUGUAUUGCAUUAUAGGAAGACGGAAAAGAUUACGUAAUUUUUAUGUUCUACUCAAGAACUGCAUUUAAUUUCAACCUCAUUUAUAUAUCUGCUCAAUAAACAAAAUGGUGGUAACCCUUAUGUUAUGCGGAGUUCCGUACCAUAUGAGUUUAGUAGAUUUGGCAUUCUAUUUCAACAAAGUUUUUGAUACGGAUGAGAUUGGUAAUUUCAAAGCCAGAGAGGGGUUGACGACGGACAAUAAAAGAAAUGUGGCUUUAGACUUUUCAUCAGGCUUCGACGCUAUGUCUGCACAACAAAUCCUUAAUGGAUACAAUUUUUUUACUGAUGGAAGACACUACAAACUUAGUGCAAGAGUCGUCAUUGAUCCUAUGGCUACAAGGAAUACUGAAACUCGUUUGGAGUGUUAUCGGAGACCUGGAGAGAUGGAGAGCCCUAAUGACGAAAGAGCCCUCGCCCGCAGCAAGAAGGAUGUUACUGGCUCUCCUAAACAUGAUAUUGAACUAGAUACUUUUCAGGCGGAACUUACAAUGCUGCAAGAUCAGCUUCAGAAACUCAAAAAAGAAAGGAAAAUUUUAAAAACCAAAAAAAAGUUGAAGAAGGAGUUGGAAAAGAAACGUAAGGAUGAAUUAGAAUUGAAAGCGAUAAAAGUGAACUCUGACGAAGCUCCAGAAUCAUCCACUUCAAAGCGAAAACCGCUUUGGGAGGCUGGAGAAAGCCGCCGCUCAAGGUCAAGGAAAAGACGUAAAACGUCUUCUACCAGUCCACCUAGUUCAAAUAAGAAGUCGAAAAAAAGAAAGACUAGUCCCAUUUCCAAACCAAAGACGCCUGAAUUAACUCAUAAAGAUACUACUAGACGAUCUCUUUCCAAAAAUUGUAGUAAAAGCUGCUCAACGGGUUGUCGAUGCAAAUCCUGUUCUAAACGAAAGUCUUCUUCGUCAAGUUCACCCUCUGAUUCUUCUCGAAAACGGUCCCCUAGAAGGUCCCGUAUCCUGCGCUCCCCAUUGCACAAAUCUUCCCGCGAGGCUCCUCGCUCGCGAACUCCGCGAAAGUCGCCUUAUAGACAAGACUCUUCUCAAAAGUCCACUUACAAGCAACCUUUUCGCUCUCCAUCGCGAAAGUCCUCUUACAGACGCAUCUCUCCUCACUCCCGAACUCCUCUACAAAAGUCUCCUUACAGACGGGUCUUUCCUCCGUCCCGAUCUCCACGAAAGUCGCCUUACAGACGGGUCUCUCCUCCCUCCCGGUCUCCUCCACGAAAGUCGCCUUACAGACGGGUCUCUCCUCGCUCCCGGUCUCCUCCACAAAAGUCUUUUUACAGACGGGUCUCUCCUCCCUCCCGGUCUCCUCCACGAAAGUCUCCUUACAGACGGGUCUCUCCUCCCUCCCGAUCUCCUCCACGAAAGUCUCCUUACAGACGAGUCUCUCCUCGCUCCCGAUCUCCUCCACAAAAGUCUCCUUACAGACGGGUCUCGCCUCGCUCCCCAUCUCCGCCACGAAAGUCUCCUUACAGAAGGGUCUCGCCUCGCUCCCGAUCUCCUCCACGAAAGUCUCCUUACAGACGGGUCUCUCCUCGCUCCCGAUCUCCUUCACGAAAGCCUCCUUACAGACGGAUCUCCACUCGUCAGUCGCCCCUACGUUAUUCGCCUUCACGAAGAUCCCCUGAUCGACGCAAGUCUCCGAAAACAUCCCCAUUACAUAAAUCUGUUCGUCAUUACACUCCGCCGCGCAAAUCCUCAUCACGCAACCGGUCCCCUCGCCCUUAUUCUCCUAAUUAUAAUUUCAGGCGUUUUUUGCGUGCGAGUGUAUCACCUUACAGCCGCCGUAGAUCUCCUAGAGGUCCUAGUUCCCCUCAGCGCAUAUCCACUUACAAAAGCUGUUCCCCACGUAGAUCUCUAGAAGACACACUCCCCAGAAAAUCACAUUUAAAACACCGAUCCCCUUCACCCUACUCCGCUUAUAAAUUCGAAUCUACGUUCCGUUCUUCAAGACGCUGCUCCCCUAUAGAUACGUCUCCAUACGGUCGAUAUUCUCCUACAAGAUCUUUCGACCGAUCUCGUUAUUCACCGUCGGAUAGAAUUUACGGCGAGUAUAACGGAAGACCAGCUCAGUGGAGAUUGAAAAGUCCUUACAGCUCUAACAAUGAAGUGGUGUACGUAAACAGAGACGGAAUUGAUUAUGAUGUACCUUCAACGUCUAAAGUCCACUAUGAACCAUCAGAUAAAUAUGAUGACCAGACACAAGCAUUUGAUGGUAAACCUGGUGCAAGGAUAAUAGAAUUAGGUGAUAAUCAUUUAAAUGGUGCUGAUGCGAAGUCUUGGAGAGAAGUUGACGAGGUAGUUGAAAAUGCCGACUUGGAAGAUGAGAAAUCAAAUUCGUCCAAUGAUGUUAAUGAUUCGUCGCCAGACGUAGAACGAAUCAACCUAAUUAUAUCUAUGAAUGUCGUAAAAAAUACAAACUCUGCUAAAACAAAUGUUGCGUCACCCAAAGAUAAUAACAGCGAAAACUUUGAAGAUAAAGAAACUGAAAAUAAUACCAUUAAUGAAGCCGAAUCUCGUAACGAACAAAACUCUGAAGAAGUUAAGACUGAAAAAAUAGACUGCGAUGAUCAAACCCAAAACGAAACGGAAACUUCUAACAGUGUUACUAUUAAAAAAGAAAGUAUUGAAGAAAAUACGACUACUAUCAAAAAAGAAAACGUAAACAACAUAAGUGAAAUUAUAGACAUUUGUUCCAAUUCAGAAGAUGAAGCGCCCGACAUAGUAAACAAAGUAAAUUCCGCUCCGGUUAAUAUUGUAAAAGAGGCAAAUCAAUACCAGAAUAAACCAUUCGAUAAAAAAGUGCAUACUAGUCCAAAAUUUGUUAUGCCAAUCAUAAAACUGCUUAAACAAAUGAAAGAAUGUACAAAAAAUAUUGAUGAAAAUAUAAAGAAAAAUUUAAUAUAUGUGGUUAAGUUGAAACUAAGGGACCGGCUCAAAGAAAUAAUGAAAGACGUAAAUGUAUACAUAUCUUCACAAGCAAUUUGCAAGUUAUAUAGAAGUCAAUAUUCUUUAGCACAAGACAAGGAAUUCAUUGCCCAUACGUUGAAAGAUAUAGAAAGUGGCAUGUAUAACAACUUGCUUAUCCGCUUAAAGGAACAGAAAUCAACAAAACCGAAAGCACCAAUUCCUAAACCACCAAAAAUAGGUUCAGGUUUGAAACAAAUAAUCGAGUAUCUAAAGGAUUUAGGGAAAGAAAACGUGAAUGGAGUAAAUGAUGUUUCAACGACGGAAAUGAUAGAAUGUCAGAAGAGUAAUACUACUGAAUUGGUAGAAGAUAAUGUAGAUAACAUUCUGCAGAACAAAACAGACGAUGAUGUGGUGUUUUUGGAGAACAAAUGUGACGUUAUUGAGAUCUCGGACAGUGAAGAUGAACGUGAGAAUACAGUUCCGUUGAACACUGAGAAUACCAUACCUUUGAAGGGGCAGUGUUUAAACGAGCAAACCGACCAAAAUAUGGAGGAUGGGGAUAAAACCGUUAAAAUUAAAAUUGAGGAUGUCGGAGCGAGCAGAAAUGUAGAACUGUCCAAACGUAAAGACCAUGAAAAAUCCUCAUUGGACACAGAUAACUCCUUCAAGAGCAAAACUGCUACUAAUGUAAAACAUAGCGGAAAUUAUAAUAACAAAUCAAAGAAAAUAAUAACCAAUGACAAAAUUCAGAAUAAAAAGUUAGCUUUAAGAGAAAAUAAUAUAAGAAUUGACAAUAUACAGGGUGGUAUUAAAAAAAACGAAACGAGUCAUGUCGAACGUACCAAAGAUACUAAUAAUUGUAAAAGUACAAACGUAACAGAACCAAAAACAAACGUUUUAGUGACCAAUGUUGAUUCUACGGAGAUCAAAGUAGAAAGUCUUCUAUACUUUGAUGAAGUUAUACAAGGUUAUUCAAACCUUAAUGACCAAGUAAAACUUGAACCGGUUUAUGAGAAAAACACAUCCAGACUAGCUGAUAAAUCCCUAAGUUUGGUUCCUAGUAACAACACGAAUUACAUUAAAACGGUAGAUGGAAGUCAUAUCCGCAGCGCUAAUGUUUUAGAAGCAGAAGAUGAACAUACCGUUAAAUCUGAGUUGUCAGAUGAAAACCAACAGAAAUCCGCAGAACCUUCGAAUAAUCAAGAAAAUGGAAAAGCUAAUGAUGAUAAAAACACAGACAAUGAGUCUGAAUCUGUGAAAGUAGAGAGUGCGGACACAGACGAAUGUAUAGAAAGCAUUGAAAACUUCAUAGCUCUGAUCACCAAGACUAUAACCAUAUCCUAAAUGUAUUAUAUUGAAUGGCCUUCGCAUAUUACCAGACUCAAUAGCUUUGGGCCUUAAGACCAUGUAGUUAUAAUGAUCUAAAAUUUUGCUGUAUAAGUAUAUAAUGUAAAAGGGCUGCUGGGCUGGUCCUCAAAUGCAUUUCACUAGAUUAUUCCAUAUUACAUAAGGUAAAAAAUAUAUUGUGUAAGAAGUUAGUAGAGCUGGUGCAACGCCAUAGCGACAAAUGAAAUGGCGACAAGACUCGAAAAUGUUUUUUAGAGACCGUCCUAUUUUUGAUACAUCUCUUGUAGAUGAAUUUAGAGUGAACGGUAAUAUUAGUUGUAAAAUAUUUCGUAUAGGUGCUAUUUAUAGAAUUUUGUAAAAGCAUGCAUUGCGCCAAUAAAUGCUUUGAUCAAUUGUGGUCCAACACCGUAGUAUUAAUCCUUAUUGCAAGUACAAAGAUGUGAUUGUUGAACAAAAAGUGUUCGCGCGCGUAUGCACCGUAAGCACGCUAUAGCAUGUUGACAGACUGAUGUGGUUCGACCCUAAAGGGGCUUAUCAUUAAAUAAAACCAUAAUAUAGGAUA
Pectinophora gossypiella (pink bollworm) is the source of this 4949-nucleotide messenger RNA. Its product is annotated as E3 ubiquitin-protein ligase RBBP6-like. The record is from RefSeq and is a predicted model, not a curated record. Lineage: Eukaryota; Metazoa; Arthropoda; Insecta; Lepidoptera; Gelechiidae. The transcript has 13 exons. The coding region runs from base 200 to 4384 and encodes 1394 amino acids.